AUGAACAGCAGGAGUUUAAAAGAGUUUGAAAAUGUAGAGAUAAAAAACAAGAAAUGCUUACUUAGUUUUCAAAUAAACACCAUUACUUUGGAUCUCAACAGCAAACUUGAAGAAACAGAAAGCACAUUAAACAUCUUAGAUAACUUACUCCCCCCUUUAAAUUGGAACCAAAAAAUCUUUUCCAAUUUAAAGAGGGUUAAUUUUUAUUUUAAAUUUUAUUAAUUUUUCUCAUAAAUAAUUUUAUUUAUUUUCAUUAUAGAAAUAUUUCAAAAAAUUAUUUAAUAAUAUUAAUUUUAAUCUAUUUAUUUCAAGUACUAAUUUAAAGGAGCAGUUAGGAAAUAAAACAGCUGAGAUUUUGAGUAGACCAAACAAUCCAGAAUUAGAAAUGGAUUUCAGAGCAACUUGUUUAUCAUAUCAGAACUAUUUUAGUGUUUAUGAUCCGCUGCUAACGCAAGCUUGACAAGAUUAUCUUAAUGCCUAUCAACAAAAGGCAUCUCUUUAUAAUCUUAAAAGAGAUAACGACAGAACUAAUUUAAUUAUUUAUAACACUGAAACUGAAAGCCAAGAAGAAAUCAAAAUCUUGCAGACUCCAAAGUCACUAGACGAUGGUACUCGCAUAACUCAACUUCCAAAUGGCAAGCUAUUUUGUUAUGGCAGUCGAUAUCCAAAAACUUCUGGACAUGCAGUGCUAAUCGGCAUGAAUUAUGGAGUCGAAGUUCUGCCAUCUGGACCUCCUUGCUUCUGCUCAUCAUGUAUCUAUUUCAACAACAGUGUCUAUUGCUUCGGAGGAGUGAAUCGUAAGUAUUUAACUCUAUCUAGUAGAUUUGAUUUUGAUCAAAAUCGAUGAAUUCAAUUAACUCCAAUGCCAAAAGCUGAUUCCUCUUGCAAUAGUAUAAUAUAUAAUGGAAAUAUUUUGAUUUCUGGAAGCAAUAAUAAAAAUCUGUUGUUAUACUCAAUUGAUAUUGACUCUUUCUCGACAAUUCCUUAUGAGUUUGCAGCACUCACAAGAAAGAUUCUGAUAAAUGCAGAGAGAUUGUAUUUGAUUGAAUGUGACAUGGGAUCAGUCUAUGAAAGUGAAAUUGGAAGUGAAAUGAAUUGGAGACGAAUAAAACAAUCAAUAAUCAGUGAUUAUCCUGACCAAUUGUAUUGCUCAUAUAAUAAAGGAGGAAUAUACAUUGGGAUAUACGGAAAUGAAUACUUCAAGUUUGAUUUGAGUAAAAAAAGACUAAUCAAAUUAUAA
Messenger RNA from Blepharisma stoltei, 1240 nucleotides. The record is from the annotation of a GenBank genome assembly. Lineage: Eukaryota; Ciliophora; Heterotrichea; Heterotrichida; Blepharismidae.